Molecule: messenger RNA, 2921 nt
Organism: Rhineura floridana
Lineage: Eukaryota; Metazoa; Chordata; Lepidosauria; Squamata; Rhineuridae
Gene: PANK1
Product: pantothenate kinase 1
Exons: 7
Coding region: 169-1500 (443 amino acids)
Biological process (GO): coenzyme A biosynthetic process
Cellular component (GO): nucleus; cytosol
Molecular function (GO): pantothenate kinase activity; ATP binding
Source: RefSeq, a predicted model, not a curated record
CGUGGUAGUGGAGAAGGAGAAGGAGGAGGCGCAUCCCGGGCGCGAGGGAGCUGCGGAGGAGAGCAUGAGCGGCGGGGGACGCUGAGAGUCUCCUCCCUGCCUUGUUUGCUCGCGAGCUGCGGGGGAGGACAAAGAGCGAGCGGCCUCUUCCGCGUUGGUGCCGGCGCCAUGGGGGAGAGGCUCCGAGACCAAGCCGGCGUCUCCUCGGCGGCAGCUGCAGCGGCGGCCCCCACCUGCUCGCUGCAUAAUGGGCUGCUGCACAACGGCUUCCAUGGGCUGCCCAGCAAUGGAGAAGCUCCCCACCCGCUGCUCUUCCGACAAGACCCGCCUCUGCCCAGCCAGGGCUCCCCGACUAAGAAAUGCAGGACGCGCCGGAGGAUGGACUCGGGCAGAAAAAACAGGCCACCAUUCCCAUGGUUUGGCAUGGAUAUCGGUGGCACGCUUGUUAAAUUGGUCUACUUUGAACCUAAAGAUAUUACGGCCGAAGAAGAACAGGAGGAAGUGGAAAACCUGAAAAGCAUUAGGAAGUACUUGACUUCCAAUACAGCCUACGGCAAAACUGGGAUUCGAGACGUCCAUCUUGAACUGAAAAACUUGACUAUGUGUGGGCGGAAAGGGAACCUUCAUUUCAUCCGUUUUCCAAGCUGUGCUAUGCACAGGUUCAUACAGAUGGGUAGUGAAAAAAACUUCUCAAGCUUGCACACCACACUUUGUGCCACGGGAGGCGGAGCUUACAAGUUUGAAGAAGACUUUCGAAUGAUUGCUGACCUCCAGCUUCAUAAACUAGAUGAGUUGGACUGCUUGAUUCAGGGCUUGCUCUAUGUGGACUCUGUUGGUUUCAACGGCCAGCCGGAGUGCUAUUAUUUUGAAAACCCCACAGAUCCAGAACGGUGUCAGAAAAAGCCUUACUGUCUUGAUAAUCCUUUUCCUAUGUUGCUGGUUAACAUAGGCUCCGGGGUCAGCAUCUUAGCUGUGUAUUCCAAGGACAACUAUAAGAGAGUUACAGGGACCAGUCUUGGUGGUGGUACAUUCCUGGGCCUGUGUUGUUUACUGACUGGCUGCGAGACUUUUGAAGAAGCUCUGGAAAUGGCGGCUAAAGGAGACAGCACUAACGUUGAUAAACUGGUGAAGGAUAUUUAUGGAGGAGACUAUGAACGGUUCGGACUUCAAGGAUCGGCUGUAGCAUCAAGCUUUGGCAACAUGAUGAGCAAAGAAAAGCGAGAUUCCAUCAGUAAAGAGGACCUAGCAAGAGCAACCUUAGUCACCAUCACCAAUAACAUCGGUUCCAUCGCUCGGAUGUGCGCUCUGAAUGAGAACAUUGACAGGGUGGUGUUUGUUGGAAACUUCCUGAGAAUCAACAUGGUCGCCAUGAAGGUGCUUGCAUAUGCCAUGAACUACUGGUCAAAGGGACAACUCAAAGCUCUCUUUUUGGAACAUGAGGGCUAUUUUGGUGCUGUUGGGGCCCUUUUAGAAUUGCUUAAAAUGACAGAUGAUCAAUGAUGAAGCCCCCCAGGAGCCCAACGCCUGUGGAAGCUGCUGCAAGAAUGACAGCUGCUAGGAUGAUGGAAAGAAGCCAUGAUGGACACUCUUACCUGCUGGAUUUGUAAAUAAUAAUUUAAACUCCUUUUAGCUGAUCUUUUAACUUUCGGGUUGGACGUUAACUGCAGAAUUCUUACCAUGAAUCUAAACAAAAAAAAAAGAGAGGCAUUUUUAUCUGUAUAAAACAUUUUUUAAGACAAAAAAUGUGCAAUGUGGCCAAACAUGGCAGAUUUUUAUGGAUUGUGUUUUAAAAAAAAAAGGAUACUGUAUGGAAAAUGGACCUAAGAUAUGAGACACUGGUUUUAUUAUUAUUUUUUCUUCUGGGGUUUACUGAUCUAGUGUGAUAUAAUUAUUCAUUUAGUAAUUACUCUAGGAGAUUUUUUAUUAAAUCUUUCAUGACGUUUCAUGAUCGCUGUUGGUUUCAGAUGAAACUGCAAAACUGGCAUUUAGUGUGAACACUAAAGUAAUGAAUCUUGUUGCCUUCAUUUUUUUAUUAAACUAUGUUCCCAUCUUUCCUGAUUAUCUUUUUUUGACUGCUUAUGUUGGCAAUAACGAAAAGUGCUGUCAAAUGUGUCAUCAAAUACACUGAAAAUGGGAGGAAGACCUAAAGCUUUCCGGCUGCGCACCAUGUAUCUUUUGGAAACUCGCACACUGAGUUAACCAUUCCUUGUAGUGCUGGAUAUCCUUGUAGUAUUCUGAAUGGAAAACAUUACGUAUCGAGGGUGAAAAACAGGCCUGUUUCCCAUAUUCAGCAGAUGAAGUGGUGGACCUGUUUCUUACCUAACUGAAUGCUCCUCCGUACAAGGAAAAUAGAUUAUUUCUCUCUCAUGCCAACUUUCUACAUGCAGGGAUUUUUUUUCACCAUAUGGAGGAGCAUUUAAUCAUGUGAACCCUCGUGUGAAUUCUGCAAAUGGUACAAUCCAACAGGUUUUACCACCUGAUCUGCUGUUUGUUAGAACUAGGCUUUACUUAAAGACAUUUUUAGGAUGAUGAUAAAUACAUCUGUAGAUACAAGACAAGUAUUAUGAUAUAUGUUUGGUACGUUUCAGAAUGUCAGAUGGGUCAGAUCUUGUAUCAAGUAUUAAUGCAUACUAAUUAUUAGACAUUCUUACGGAUAUUUACCACAAGGAACAAACAACUUAGUGGUAUUAAGCAUUCAAAUUUUAAAAGUGAAUAACUACAUGCCCUGAUUGAUCAACUACAAAAUUAUGGACCUUGCAAAGAAGAGAUAUAUUUACUACGUUAUUUUCUACUUUGUUGACUUGCGUUGGAAGGCCAGUUCUAUUUUCACAAUAUGUAAAGGGUCUGUUGGGGGUGGGCGCACAGCAUUAGCUUUAGGGAGCGAACGUUUUCUCUAAUAAAUUUGAAUUCUUUGUUUGGAA